UUUUUCAAGGGAACUUCUCGCUUCUCACUCCCUCUUCACACUAUUUAAACAAAAAGACUCCCCCGCCACCCUCUGCAACCGGAUAAGAGAGAGAGGAAAACUAAAUGGCAGCUCUCCUUCCCAACCAUCAUCCCAUGCCACCUCCUAGCAAACACUCACACAUCCUAACUCCCAUUUCUAUGAAUAAUUCUCCUCUCUUAUACCCAAGAAAAACACCUGGAAACGCUUUUGCCAUGCUGCCAACCAGAGGCUCCAAAGUGGAGGAGAAGAGAAGUAGUAGGAGGAAGAAAUCCCAAUUUAAAGAGGAUGAUUCUUCUGUUUCUUCAUCAGUGGAGAGAGGGCUUAGGUUUGCUUUCAUGGAGGCUUUAAUGGACAGGGCCAGAGCUGGUGAUGCAGCUGGAACAGCUGAAGUUUUGCGUGAUAUGGUGGCUGCAGGGUUAAGCCCGGGCCCUAGGUCUUUCCAUGGUCUCAUUGUUUCUCAAGUUCUUAAUGGUGAUGAAGAAGGAGCGAUGCAAUCCUUACGUAUGGAACUAAGUGCUGGUCAUCGCCCACUACAUGAAACUUUCAUUGCAUUGAUUCACUUGUUUGGCUCGAAAGGCCUCUCAGUUAAAGGUCAGGAAAUUCUUGCUGCCAUGGAGAAGUUGAACUAUGACAUCCGCAAGGCAUGGCUAACACUUAUUGAGGAGCUAAUUCGAAAUGGUCAUCUCGACAAUGCAAACAAGGUAUUCUUGAGGGGUGCAGAAGGAGGAUUAAGAGCCACUGAUGAACUCUAUGAUCUUCUUAUUGAGGAGGAUUGUAAAGCUGGCGAUCAUUCCAACGCUUUAACUGUUGCUUAUGAAAUGGAGGCGGCAGGAAGAAUGGCAACUACGUUCCAUUUUAACUGUCUUCUUAGUGUACAAGCAACUUGUGGGAUUCCAGAAAUAGCCUUUGCAACAUUUGAAAACAUGGAAUAUGGAGGAGAAGAUUUCAUGAAACCUGAUACAGAGAGUUACAAUUGGGUGAUUCAAGCAUACACUAGAGCUGAAUCCUAUGAUAGGGUUCAAGAUGUUGCAGAAUUGCUAGGAAUGAUGGUUGAAGAUCACAAGCGCUUGCAGCCAAAUGUGAGGACAUAUGCGCUAUUAGUAGAGUGCUUUACCAAGUAUUGUGUCUUAAAGGAAGCUAUACGGCAUUUUCGUGCACUAAAAAAUUUUGAAGGUGGGACACGAGUUUUAUGCAACGAAGGAAACUUUGGUGAUCCUCUUUCACUGUAUCUUCGAGCUUUAUGCAGGGAAGGAAGGAUUGUGGAAUUGCUUGAGGCUCUAGAAGCAAUGGCUAAAGACAAUCAGCCAAUUACCCCAAGAGCUAUGAUAUUGAGCAAGAAAUAUCGCACUCUAGUGAGCUCUUGGAUUGAGCCUCUUCAAGAAGAAGCAGAGUUGGGAUUUGAGGUUGAUUACAUAGCGAGGUAUAUAGCAGAGGGGGGUUUGACAGCAGAGCGCAAGCGGUGGGUGCCUCGCAGGGGAAAAACCCCACUAGAUCCUGAUGCGAUUGGUUUUGCUUAUUCUAACCCAAUGGAGACAUCUUACAAACAAAGAUGUCUUGAGAACUUGAAGGUGCACAACAGGAAGCUUUUAAAGAAACUGAAGUAUGAAGGACGUGCAGCUUUAGGGGAUGUUUCUGAAGCUGAUUAUGCUAGAGUAGUUGAAAGAUUGAAGAAAGUCAUCAAAGGACCUGAUCAAACUGCUCUAAAGCCAAAGGCUGCUAGUAAGAUGAUAGUUUCUGAAUUAAAGGAGGAAUUGGAGGCACAAGGUUUACCUACCGAUGGAACCAGGCAAGUUCUCUACCAGAGAGUGCAAAAGGCUAGGAGAAUAAACCGUUCACGAGGUCGUCCCCUUUGGGUUCCUCCAGUGGAGGAAGAAGAAGAGGAGGUCGAUGAAGAAUUGGAUGAAUGGAUUUCAAGGAUCCGGUUAGAAGAGGGCAACACAGAGUUUUGGAGAAGGCGUUUCCUUGGGGAAGGUUUAGGUAGUGUUCCUGACAAGAAGAUUGAAUUAGAAGAUUUGGAUACUUCCAACACAUUGGAUGAUAUUGACAAUACCGAUGACAAUCCAAAAGAUAUGGAAGAUGAUGAAGUGGAUGAAGAAGAGGAGGAAAUUACUGAAAGUCAAGAAGAGGAUGGGGUUAAGGAAAAAGAAGUGGAGGUGGUUAAACCACCUCUUCAAAUGAUUGGAGUUCAAUUAUUGAAGGAUUCUCAACUUCCAACAUCAAGAAGAUCACGAAGGAGAGUCAGGCCAAUGGUUGAGGAUGAUGAUGAUGACGACUGGUUUCCAGAGGAUCUUCAAGAAGCAUUCAAAGAACUGAGAGAAAGAAGAAUUUUUGAUGUGUCCGACAUGUAUACUAUUGCAGAUGUUUGGGGAUGGACAUGGGAGCGGGAGCUGAAGGCAAAAUUUCCAGAGAGAUGGUCGCAAGAAAGAGAAGUCGAAUUAGCAAUCAAAAUUAUGCACAAGGUAAUUGAAUUGGGUGGCAAACCAACUAUUGGAGAUUGUGCCAUGAUACUGCGCGCCGCUAUAAGAGCCCCACUACCAGCUGCCUUUCUCACAAUCUUGCAAACAACACAUAGUCUCGACUAUGUAUUUGGCAGUCCUUUGUAUGAUGAAGUAAUCACACACUGUCUUGAUCUUGGAGAGCUCGAUGCUGCUGUUGCUAUCAUCGCGGAUCUGGAGACCACUGGGAUUAAAGUUCCUGAUGAAACCCUUGACAAGGUCCUUGCUGCCCAACAGGUGGAACCCAUGGGGAGUUCUGACAACCAUCUACCCUGAAUCUUUCCAAGAAUCUUUCUCUCGACAAUUCCCUUUGGUCAUUUGCCUCUGGUUGGGGCAGGAGUCAGUUGGUCAGUUGUAUUUAUACACAUGAGAGAUUUUCUGCUUUUGUAGUUUGUCACUUGCUCUAAUUUAGACUUGUCUUCAAUGAUCUUAUGAUCAGAAAAUUUUACCCUUCUGUAAUUUGUGGCUGGAAUUUAGGCUCAAUAUUCAAUGAUUUUAUGAUUGGAAUC
Amborella trichopoda is the source of this 3025-nucleotide messenger RNA. RefSeq names its product plastid transcriptionally active 3 (gene PTAC3). The record is from RefSeq and is a predicted model, not a curated record. NCBI's taxonomy places the organism in Eukaryota, Viridiplantae, Streptophyta, Magnoliopsida, Amborellales, Amborellaceae. Gene Ontology annotation, molecular function: protein binding.